This is a messenger RNA of Pecten maximus, 795 nucleotides long. Its product is annotated as protein ZBED8-like. The record is from RefSeq and is a predicted model, not a curated record. Lineage: Eukaryota; Metazoa; Mollusca; Bivalvia; Pectinida; Pectinidae. The transcript has a single exon. The coding region runs from base 1 to 795 and encodes 264 amino acids.
AUGUGGUGGGCAUUGUAUGUUGAGGAUGAGGGCAUUUACUGUCUUUUGUGUAGGAAACACCACAGUAAGGCAAACCAGAACAAAAGUGAGACAUUUUCUGCCAAGCCAUCUACUCGGUUCAAGCUCAGCACUUUGAAUGAUCAUGCUGCCUCAUCCAAGCACAAAGUUACUGUUAAGAAUGAAAUGCUAAACAGAGUAUCAAUUUUUCAACAACAAAUUGAUGAAAAAGAACUGGUUAAAAAUGAUGUCUUGGAAAAGGCGUUUUACUCAAUAUACUGGCUAGCGAAGGAGGCUAUAGCAAACAGAAAACUCCCCAGUCUUCUGUCACUGAUACAGUUGCUUGGUGUGACAGAAAUGAAGUACUUAACUUACCGCUCAGCAACUUCCAUAAGGGAGAUGUUUAAUACCCUUGGAAAUGGAAUCCGUGAUGAGAUCACCACACAAAUUACAAAUCAACCAUAUGGACUUCUGGUUGAUGAUGUUGCUGACAUCAGUAACGAGGAGCAAAUGGUUGGGUUCAUUCAGUACAUUGACAGAAACACUAACAAUGUGGAAUGCAAAUUUUUGUUUUCUUCCAAUGUCUUAGAAAAGGCCGAUUCCGCAAAUGCAGAAGCUAUGUAUGAUGUCAUUAAGGGAAACCUUCAGUCGGCAGGUAUACCACUGGAUAACAUGAGAGGUUUGGCCACUGACGGAGCCAGUGUAAUGACUGGGAAAAACAAUGGACUGGCGGCAAUUAUAAAGAAGGAUGUACCAAUGAUGAUAUCUGUCCACUGCAUCUGCCAUAAAUUGGCAUAG